Messenger RNA from Charadrius vociferus (killdeer), 462 nucleotides. Its product is annotated as platelet-activating factor acetylhydrolase 2, cytoplasmic-like. The transcript is spliced from 4 exons. The annotation marks the transcript as partial. Lineage: Eukaryota; Metazoa; Chordata; Aves; Charadriiformes; Charadriidae. Gene Ontology annotation, molecular function: 1-alkyl-2-acetylglycerophosphocholine esterase activity. The record is from RefSeq and is a predicted model, not a curated record.
UGUCGGGUGACAGCAGUGCUGGCCUUGGUGAAAGAGCCAGGCUUCAGGUGCGCGGUGGCUCUCGACGCCUGGAUGUUCCCCCUGGAGAACGCGCUGUACCCGGAGGUGCCCAAGCCCGUGCUCUUCAUCAACACCGAGAAGUUCCAGACGCCAGCAAGCAUUGCCAAAAUGAAGAGGCUGAGCUCCAGAAACAGCCAGACAAAGAUUAUAACCAUCCUGGGAUCCGUCCACCAGAGCCAGACCGACUUCACCUUUCUCACCGGGAAGCUCCUCAGCCGCAUCUUCGGUGCAAGGGGGACCCUCGACCCUUACAAGUGUCUGGAUAUCACCAGCCGGGCAGCUCUGGCCUUCCUGCAAAGGCAUCUCAACCUGGAAAAGGAGUUCGAUCAAUGGGACGAUCUCCUCGAAGGCAUCGGAGACUCGGUUGUUCCAGAAGCACCGUUCUGCCGCUCCAAUCUGUAG